This is a messenger RNA of Carlito syrichta (Philippine tarsier), 1323 nucleotides long. It is a transcript of the gene MC2R, whose product is annotated as melanocortin 2 receptor. Gene Ontology annotation, molecular function: corticotropin receptor activity. Lineage: Eukaryota; Metazoa; Chordata; Mammalia; Primates; Tarsiidae. The coding region runs from base 193 to 1086 and encodes 297 amino acids. The record is from RefSeq and is a predicted model, not a curated record. Gene Ontology annotation, biological process: G protein-coupled receptor signaling pathway. The transcript is spliced from 2 exons. Gene Ontology annotation, cellular component: membrane.
CUGUGUCUUUCCAUUUCUCUAACUUCACAUUGCCAGAAACGUGCAGUUCAUUUCAUAUGACAUUUAUUCAAGGUUACUGAGUGAUUUUUACUUCAGAUCUCCAGCAAGUGCUACAAAAUAGAAAAGAUUCUGAAGAAUCAAAUCUUCUGUGAAGUCCAAGUAACAUCCCUACCUUGACCACAAGUAAGAGAAAUGAAGCACAUUAUCAAGCCCUAUGAAAACAUCAGUGAUACAGCAAGAAAUAAUUCAGACUGUCCUCAUGUAGUUUUGCCGGAAGAGAUAUUUUUCACAAUAUCCAUCGUCGGAGUUUUGGAGAACUUGAUCGUCCUUCUGGCUGUGCUUAAGAAUAAGAACCUCCAGUUGCCCAUGUACUUUUUCAUUUGCAGCUUGUCCGUUUCUGAUAUGCUGGGCAGCCUGUAUAAGAUCUUGGAAAAUAUCCUGAUCAUAUUAAGAAAUACAGGCUAUCUCAAGCCACGUGGCAAUUUCGAAAGCAUGGCUGAUGACAUCAUCGACUCCAUGUUUAUCCUCUCUCUGCUUGGCUCCAUCUUCAGCCUGUCCGUGAUUGCCGUUGACCGCUACAUCACCAUCUUCCACGCUCUGCAUUAUCACAACAUCAUGACCAUGCGCCGCACGGUCAUCCUUCUAAUGGUCAUCUGGACAUUCUGCGUGGGGAGUGGCAUAGCCAUGGUGAUAUUCUCCCAUCACGUGCCCACGGUGAUCACCUUCACCUCACUGUUCCCACUGAUGCUGGUCUUCAUCCUGUGCCUCUAUGUGCACAUGUUCCUGCUGGCCCGCUCCCAUGCCAGGAAGAUCUCCACCCUCCCUGGAACCAACAUGAAAGGGGCCAUCACACUGACCAUCCUGCUUGGGGUCUUUAUCUUCUGUUGGGCUCCCUUUGUCCUUCAUGUCCUCUUGAUGACAUUCUGCCCAGAUAAUCCUUACUGUGCUUGCUACAUGUCUCUCUUCCAGGUGAAUGGCAUGUUAAUUAUGUGCAAUGCAGUCAUUGACCCCUUGAUAUAUGCCUUCCGGAGCCCAGAGCUCAGAGGUGCCUUCAAAAAGAUGAUCUUGGGCAACAGGUACUGGUAGAACCCUGAUUUUAGAUUCCACAGGAAUAAUAUGGUCAAGUGACAGAAUAAUGUAAUAUUCCAACAAGUGCUAAUGCUUCUGACUGUCCUUUCCUUCCCUAACAGAUAGGAGGAUUAUCCCACCAACUAGUGUUUAUAAUAACUCAGUUCUGUGUGAAAAGUCUUGUAGAAGCAACUUUUAUAGCUUUAUAACUAGAGGGAUAAAAUGAUGUACUAAAAAGAAGGAUAGUAUGCAAAG